This is a messenger RNA of Gossypium raimondii (Peruvian cotton), 1821 nucleotides long. Its product is annotated as omega-6 fatty acid desaturase, chloroplastic. Gene Ontology annotation, biological process: lipid metabolic process. The transcript has 10 exons. Gene Ontology annotation, molecular function: oxidoreductase activity. The record is from RefSeq and is a predicted model, not a curated record. Lineage: Eukaryota; Viridiplantae; Streptophyta; Magnoliopsida; Malvales; Malvaceae. Bases 258 to 1586 code for a protein of 442 amino acids.
ACACAAGAAUUGUAAACUUGGCUGGGGUUGUGUUGUCAAUAUUAUCAUUUCCAUUGAAGAGAGAGGAGUUCAGAGUCUUUUCAAAGGGUUCUCUCUCUCUAUUUUUUGUCCCUUCCUUUCUUUUGUCCUUUAAAACGGCUUAAAAAAAGCCUAUCUUUCUCCUCCCUGUCUUCUUCUUCUCUUCAACUUCAUUAAACACUCUUCUAAGAAGAGAAGGGAAAAAGUGAAGGUGCCUGCUUUCCGUCAUUCCCGAUUCCAUGGCUUGUAAAAUCUCAAAUUCCAUGUUCCUUUGCUUGGGUCCUAGUCAAAGGCCAAUUAGGAGCCAAACAAUUGCUAUUCAUUCUUCUACUGCAAGUAUCUGUCAUUUGAAGUGGGACAAUCUUCUUGUUAAGGGAAUUAACCAUAGGAAGGGUAUAAUUCCCUUAAGAAGGAAUAAAGUCAUACAAGCUGUGGCGGUUCCAGUAAGACCAUCUUCAGCAGACAGUGCUGAGUACAGAAAACAGUUAGCGGAAACUUAUGGAUUCAGGCAAAUUGGAGAGCCUCUUCCUGAUAAUGUUACAUUAAAGGAUGUUAUAGACACCCUUCCAAGAAAGGUGUUUGAGAUUGACGAUGUGAAAGCAUGGACUUCAGUUUUAAUAUCUGUCACUUCCUAUGCAUUGGGGAUCUUCAUGAUUUCAAAAGCCCCAUGGUAUCUACUUCCUUUAGCUUGGGCAUGGACAGGAACAGCAAUAACUGGGUUCUUUGUUAUAGGCCACGAUUGUGCUCACAAAUCAUUUUCAAAAAACAAAUUAUUGGAAGACAUUGUGGGAACUCUGGCCUUUCUACCACUAAUAUACCCAUAUGAGCCAUGGCGGUUUAAGCAUGACAGGCACCAUGCAAAGACAAACAUGUUAUCAGAAGAUACAGCUUGGCACCCUGUUUGGGAAAAAGAGUUUGAGACUUCUCCUUUUCUACGCAAAGCAAUCAUGUUCGGUUAUGGCCCAUUUCGACCUUGGAUGUCCAUAGCUCAUUGGUUGAUAUGGCACUUUGAUUUGAACAAGUUCAGACCGAAUGAAGUCAAAAGAGUGAAGAUCAGUUUGGCUUGUGUUUUUGCCUUUAUGGCAAUUGGAUGGCCAUUGAUCAUCUAUAAGACAGGAAUAAUGGGAUGGAUCAAGUUUUGGCUAAUGCCAUGGUUAGGCUAUCACUUUUGGAUGAGUACAUUCACAAUGGUGCAUCACACGGCCCCUCAUAUACCCUUCAAACAUUCAGAUGAAUGGAAUGCGGCUCAGGCUCAGCUUAAUGGAACAGUGCAUUGUGAUUACCCUCGUUGGAUUGAGGUCCUCUGCCAUGAUAUCAAUGUCCACAUUCCGCAUCAUGUAUCUUCAAGGAUACCAAGUUAUAAUCUACGAGCAGCACAUAAGUCUAUUCAAGAGAACUGGGGACCGUAUCUGAACGAGGCUACAUGGAAUUGGCGUCUGAUGAAGACGAUAAUGACAGUGUGCCAUGUUUACGACAGGGAGCAAAAUUACAUCGGUUUUGAUGAACUUGCACCUAAUGAAGCUUCUCCAAUCACAUUCCUGAAAAGAGUAAUGCCUGAUUAUGCUUAACUCCUUAUUAAACACCUUGGGGGUCCAUUGCUUUUAGGUAAUUAGGUAAUUUUAUUCCAGUUUCAGAAAGUAUAUUAUUCAUUUGAAUUGUGAAUCAUUCUUGAAAGUAUUAUAGUGCAAGUUCCCUGGAAAUAUCUUUUGUUGAUUUUGACUGCCAAUACAUAUAUAUGGCAAUUUAUGAAUCAUGAUAGUUGAUGGAUUUUACUCACAAAUAUAUAUGUUGCUUAGACUCGAA